Messenger RNA from Nicotiana tabacum (common tobacco), 3073 nucleotides. RefSeq names its product protein FAR1-RELATED SEQUENCE 2. Lineage: Eukaryota; Viridiplantae; Streptophyta; Magnoliopsida; Solanales; Solanaceae. Gene Ontology annotation, biological process: regulation of DNA-templated transcription. The record is from RefSeq and is a predicted model, not a curated record. Gene Ontology annotation, molecular function: zinc ion binding.
AGAAACUCAAAGAUAAGUGCAAAAACAAUAAUAUAGUAGUAAUUUUACCGGGGGAAAAAAGGGUGCGCCACUGUCUUCUCCCUCGAGAAUUGGCAUUAGAACUUCACUUACAGUUUGCUUUGAAGUAUCGCCUUAGUUGGCUAACACCCAGAUAUUUCAGUUAAAUGAACUGAAAUUGAUAAAAAGAUUACUUCUGUAGAGAAGAGAAGAAAGUUGCUUCAAUAGGCCGUUAGCCAGAUUUUGAUUUAAUAUCCUUUACUGUGCUUAACUUAUAUUGAGAUAUACCUAGGAAAUGAGUUCAAUGUAGGUAGCACUAAGGGAAGAAUUGCUGUCUUUUUCCUAAUGAGGGAAAAAUCCAUAGUUGUUAAGUCAUUUGCAAAAUGCCCAUUUGUUUGGUUUAAGUUAUUGCUUCUAUGGAAAUUGACCUUGAAUUGCCUUCGGGGGUUGACACGUUAGAUGUGUACAUGGGUAAAAAUGCAAUUGAUGAUUCAAGUCAAAAUCAUGCUGGGGUAGAAUAUGUGAAAGAGAAUGUUGACGAAAGUGGCGAUGCGAUAGGUAUGGAUGUUUUGGAUGUCGAUAUUAUAGAUAAGGGUAUAGCCAACAACGAGCCACAAAAGGAUAUGGAAUUUGAAACAAAGGAGGCUGCUUACUCUUUCUACAAGGAGUAUGCGAGGUUACUAGGAUUUGGCAUUACGAUAAAGGCGAGUCGUAGGUCAAAGAAAUCGGGUAAAUUUAUUGAUGUGAAGAUUGCAUGCUCUAGAUUUGGGGCCAAGCGCGAGUCUGGUAGUUUUCGAUCAUGUCCCAAGACUGACUGCAAGGCCAGUGUGCAUGUGAAGAGAAGGCAGGAUGGGAAAUGGUAUAUAUAUAGCUUUGUUAAGGAACAUAAUCAUGAAAUUUGCUCUGAUGACUUUUAUUGCUCCGUCAGGGGAAGGAGCAAGCAAUCUGCCAAUGUAGUUUACCAGAAAAAAGGAUUGCAGCUUGCAUUAAAUGAGGGGGAUGUGGAAGUGUUGCUUGACACUUUAGCUCUUAUGCAAGCUGAGAGUCCAAAUUCUUAUUAUGCUAUAGACUUUGACAAAGAAAAACGUAUGAGGAACGUAUUCUGGGUUGACGCAAAAUGCAGAAAUGAUUAUGGCCAUUUUUGUGAUGUAAUUUAUUUGGACACCUAUUACAUCAGAAACAAAUAUAAAGUCCCAUUUAUACCUAUAGUUGGGGUCAAUCAUCAUUUCCAAUUUUUGUUGCUCGGAUGUGCCUUGGUUGGGGAUGAAACAUCAUCAACUUUUGCUUGGUUAUUGCGCACUUGGCUUAGAGCUGUAGGUGGCCAGAGUCCUAGAGUAGUUAUUACUGAUGAUGACACUUCCGUGAAAGAAGCAGUAGAGCAGGUCUUCCCUGAGGCACGGCAUUGUUUUUGUUUGUCGCAUGUAAUGGAGAAAGUUUCUCAAGAUCUAGGUAAUAAGAUAAGUAAGAUCGAAGAUUUUGUAAACAAGUUGAAGAAAUGCAUGUGGUUGCCACUUAAAGAAGAAGAAUUUGAAAGAAGAUGGUGGGAAAUGGUUGAUACAUUCAAGCUGAGGGAUGAUGACUUGAUUCGAUCAUUGUUUGAAAAUCGAACAAAAUGGGUUCCAGUGUACAUGAGGAAUACUUUCUUGGCUGCACUCUCUACUGUUGAGCGGUCUGAAAGUGUAUCCUCCUCCUUCGAAAGGUAUAUUUCCUCUGAUACUACAUUCAAAGAGUUCAAUGAUGGGUACAAGCUAUUCGUGCAUGACAAGUAUGAAGAGGAAGCAAAAACUGAUAUUGAAACGCGUCACAGACCACCUACCAUAAAGACUCUUUCUCCUUAUGAGAAACAAAUGUCUACUGUCUAUACAAACUCACUAUUCAUGAAAUUUCAAGCUGAGGUUGUUGGCGUUGCUGCUUGCACUGUCCUGAAUGAUGGUGAAGAAGGAACUGAGAAGUUGUAUAGAGUUAAGGAUCGUGAUAAAAACCAGAGUUUUAUGGUAUCCUGGAGAGGAAGAGAAUCUUACAUUGUUUGUUCAUGCCGUUCCUUUGAGUAUAUAGGUAUUCUUUGUAGACAUGCAAUUACAGUUCUUCAAGUAAAUGGUGUCCCCAAUAUCCCUCUGGUGUACAUAUUAAAGCGAUGGACACGAGAGGCAAAAAUUAAAGGUAGAGCAUGUAGGAUUUCAAGCACCUCUUGUUACAGGAUCCAACGUCUCAAUGAUCUUUGCAAACUAUCUGCCAAAUUUGGUGAAGUUGGAUCUUUAUCCCAGGAAACCUAUGAAUCAGCUGUCUUCGCAAUCCAAGCUGCAAUGCAAGAUUGUAUCAAUGUAAACAACUCUGUGAAGAGUGCAUUAGUCUCUAACAUUUCUUCUUCUCAAUGCAACCCUAACAUUGAUGAAGAGAUUCAAGGUGGCAGCAUGGCAAAGUCAUCAAAGAGAAAGAAAGUACAGAAAAAGCGCAAGGUGCAAUAUAACGGUGAAGUGCUAUCUACUAGGAUCCAAGAUAACAGCCUGCAGAUGGAUCAAUCAAACUCAAAAAUGCCAACUAAUGAAGAUGCUUUCCUUGCUCAGAGGCACGUACAAGGAAUGGAUCCAGGCUCCAGAGUGGCAACAAUUGACGGACACUAUGCUCAUCAUAGCAUUCAUGGAUUGGGACAGUUGAGUUCGUUUUCUAUGCUACGAGAUAACUAUUACAGCAAUCAUCAAGCCUCACACAGAGUUCUGGGAAACUUGAAUUAUAUAUCAGCCCACGGUGGUCAUUACUCUCCUCACAGUUUUCAAGGACUGUUGCAGGGACAGCUUAGUUUCAAAGCACCACUACUGCAUACUUCUUUUGACAUUCAGGGAAAUUCAUCUGAUAUGGACAAUCCAACCAGUGUCACAGGAAAACAUUUGCAGGAUUAGUGUUUCUCUAUGCAGGAUCGGAAAAAGUGUUUAAUUCGUCUCCUUUAGGAAGUUAGCAGAAUAGGAAAUUAAUGUACAUUAUUGUAAAAGUUUUGUAUUCCUAAGCAUGUUUAACAGAGAAAGAAACUAAUGUACAUUCCCAUAUAUGAGAAGAAAUGUUCGCUUGUUCACGGAGAGAA